AUGGCUGCUAGAAUCGGUAUUGUGGGUGCGAAAAUGGGUUUGGGAGGGAGUGCUGGAAUGAGGGGUUGGAGGUGCGGACAUGGUUUGAGGAUUAGGUUGAGGGGUGAGAUGAGGGUGAGAAGUUUGGGAUGCGGAGGGGGAGUUGGAAUUGGAAUUGGAGGCAGGAUUGGAGUUGGGUUUAGAGGCCUGUUGCACAUUCAAAGGAGAGGUCUUCUGACGGAAAGUUAUAGUGUUGGACCUACGGAGCCGCCACUCCUUCAGCAUACUAUUCCGCAGCAUUUUCGCAGUAUCGUCGACACGCACGGCUCCAACUUUGCGCUCAUAUCUCGAUCCCAAAAUACAAAACUUACAUAUCGAGAAUUGGAUGAGAAGAGUAAUGUGAUAGCACAUGGCUUGAGAACUCUGGGGGUUAAGAAGGGAGAUAGAGUGGCCGUUAGUCUGGGGAAUGGAUGGGAGUUUGGGGCAAUCACUUAUGCGGUUUGGAAAUUAGGAGCUGUGUUGGUACCUUUGAAUCCAGCAUUCAACACGAAACAAGUCGUCUCAGCAUUAAACCAUUUGAAGGCUUCACACCUGAUCAUUGGCCAUGAGACACCUUUACCAUUUAAACCACCCAGGGACAACACACCUUUACUGAAAGAUAUCAUUGGGGAUCUCGAGCAACCCUCACAUGUUUUGAAAAGCGAAGCUGUACCAAGUUUACAGGGUGUUGUUCUAGUGAACAAUUCAACUGAUAAUCCUGCAAGUUUCCCAGCUACUACAGAUUUCAAAGCUAUCAUGUCGAUGUUUGAAUCGGAGAAAGAAAAGGAAGUUAUUCCCGAUGAAAUUUUACAUAAAGAUGAUGUGAUUAAUAUUCAAUUCACAUCAGGCACAACUUCAACCCCUAAAGCAGCUUGUUUAACCCAUCAUUCAAUACUCAACAAUGGCUAUUUUAUUGGCUCUCGUAUGGCUCUUACAGAAUCCGAUAUAGUCUGUUGUCCGCCUCCCUUAUUUCACUGUUUUGGUUCUGUACUCGGUUACAUGGCGACGGCAACUCGUGGCAGUACAAUAUUAUUUCCCUCCCCCGCCUUCGACCCUUCGGCCACUCUUCUAAGUAUUCAAGAAAACAAAGCCACAGCUCUCUAUGGAGUCGCGACCAUGUUUCUAGCCGAACUCGAACUUCUCUCUAAUGGUACCAUUCCUCACACCGGUUUCGAGCAUCUACGCACAGGUACUGCAUCCGGUUCCUCUGUCCCUAAAACAUUGAUGGAAAAACUUCAUAAACAGUUAAAUCUUACUGGUUUGACAAUUUGUUAUGGAAUGACGGAAACAAGCCCUGUCUCCUGUAUGACUACUCCCGUUGAUCCGAUGGAAAAGCGACUUGAUAGCGUGGGAAGGGUAUUACCUCAUGUAUCCGUUAAAAUCAUCUCGCCAUCUGAUCCUAAUAAGAUUUUGGAAAUAGGUAAACGAGGUGAAUUGGUCGUCUCGGGAUAUUUGGUCAUGAAAGAAUAUUAUGCAGAUCCAAUUCGUACUAAAGAAGCAUUAAUCCCAGACAGUAAUGGGAAGAUUUGGAUGAAGACAGGUGAUGAAGCGAGUAUGGAUGAAGAAGGAUAUGUGAAGAUUACAGGGAGAAUUAAAGAUUUGAUUAUACGUGGAGGAGAAAAUAUACAUCCAUUAGAGAUUGAAGACUGUAUCUUUGGCAUGGAAGAUGUGAGGGAGGUUAGUGUUGUAGGUGUUCCGGAUGACAAAUAUGGAGAAGUGGUUUGUGCAUGGAUUGUGACUAGGAAGGGAGUGAGUCGAGGGCCAGAUGAUGCGGGAGUGGGUAAUGAUCUCAUGAGUUGGGGAGAAUAUGAGAAAUGUAUAGCCAAGGGGAAUAACAUCAAGGAUUCUAAGAGUUCUGCAGUAGAAGCAGAAAUCAAGGAUGAGACGGGACUGGACGGCAAGAUUAGACCAAUUCUCACGAAAGAAGCAAUUCAGCAUCAUGUGAGGACGCGUCUUAGUGGACAUUUGGUUCCGAAUGGGAAGAUUCAGAAGUUUAAAUUGAGUGCGGUGGGGUUAGGUGGGGUGGGGUUAGAUGAGUGUGGAUUUGAUGGGGGCGUGUUUAUGGGUGGAAGUGAGGGGGUAGGGGGGAAUGAGGUUGUUGGGGGGGAUUAUUUUGGUUGUGAUAAGAUCGGAAAAAGUAGAAAGAAGGGUGGAGAGAAUUUAGGGAUUUUGAGGAAGGAUUUUAGGGAGGGAAAGAAGGGCAGAGGAGAUGGAAGAUGGAAGGGACUGAGAUGUGCUGAAGACAUGCAGAGACACACACACACACAGAGAAAGAUAGAAUGA
Sclerotinia sclerotiorum 1980 UF-70 is the source of this 2301-nucleotide messenger RNA. RefSeq lists its product as hypothetical. The record is from RefSeq and is a predicted model, not a curated record. Bases 1 to 2301 code for a protein of 766 amino acids. Lineage: Eukaryota; Fungi; Ascomycota; Leotiomycetes; Helotiales; Sclerotiniaceae. Gene Ontology annotation, molecular function: medium-chain fatty acid-CoA ligase activity. Gene Ontology annotation, biological process: fatty acid metabolic process. The transcript is spliced from 5 exons.